Messenger RNA from Phytophthora sojae, 534 nucleotides. RefSeq lists its product as hypothetical. The coding region runs from base 1 to 534 and encodes 177 amino acids. The record is from RefSeq and is a predicted model, not a curated record. The transcript has a single exon. Lineage: Eukaryota; Oomycota; Peronosporomycetes; Peronosporales; Peronosporaceae.
AUGGCCAACCCGGCCGCUAUGUUUGCUCGCAGUCAAGCUGCGAAGAGCUCUCCGUCUGCUGGUAACAGCAACCCCGUGGCUGCGUUCAUGCAGAUGCAACAGCAACAGCAGAAGCGCAAGGAGCAGCCUCACCCCUCUAGCAAGCAGCAUUACGCUGGCCCGCAGAGACCUUUCAACCCUGCGGCGGCGUUCGCGCAGCGGUUCCAAGCUGGCCAGAGGCCGCCGAUGCCCAGCAGCAACGCUGGCUCCACCAAAUCUAACGACGACACGGACGACGAUGGCGACAACAGAUCUAACGAGCCGUCGCUCAAGAAGGUCAAGCCGAGACUCAGCAUCGAUGCUGCGCGGGCGUCGGCCGCUCGACGGCUGCGCAACUCUGGCAGCGGCGGCAACCUGGCCGGCCGGGGCAGCCUUGACGUGUUCUUGAACGAGAUCGGCGACGUCGGCCGGUUGUCGGACCUCAAGAUGGACGAGUUCCAGACGCUGGACGAGCUGUGGCGAGUCUCGGGCGACAUGGAUCGGCUAUCGUUAUGA